Messenger RNA from Phyllotreta striolata, 1616 nucleotides. The record is from the annotation of a GenBank genome assembly. NCBI's taxonomy places the organism in Eukaryota, Metazoa, Arthropoda, Insecta, Coleoptera, Chrysomelidae.
GAUUAGUUUAGUUAAAUAUUUAAUAAGCAACUUUCUUAGUUACCACAGUUUUAAAAUCAUAGUAAAUUAACCGGUAAAAUGGAGAAAACCGGAGCAAAGAAACGAUUACUGUGCAGGUUAUGUUCGGCAAAGAGAAAUUUAAUAUCGUUAUUUAAAAGCUCGGAUUUUACAUACAGAUGCAAUAUUAAAAAGCUCAUAUCUCAAGCUGUAUCGAUACAGUACGAAGAAGGCGAUGGAUUAAAAUACGUUUGUUGUUCCUGUGUUAUUCGAAGUUACAACUGCUACGUAUUCAAAGUAAAAUGUUUGGAAAACGAACACAAACUUAAGAAUUCCUUUCCGCUUUCGAAGGAAAACAAUUUGCCCAGCCUGGAAGUGCUAAGGAAAUCCGUAGAAUGGCUGUACAACAAAUCGUUGGGCGAGAACGAUUCCGAAUUAUCUACCUCAUCGAAAGAAAAGGAAUCCUCAAACAGCCCGAAUUCGACGCCCUCUAGCGUCGUAAAGAUCAACGGGACCGUUGAAAUAGGCAAUUCAACAGACACAACGAACGAAUCUCCUCGAACUGUUAACACGAAAGCCUCCACUCCGGUGACGGUAGACGAAUCGGUUCAAACCAUUCCACCGAAGACCUUCAACGUAGGAGUCUGGGCGUACCAUCCUCCGUUAUCUUCUUGUAACAAAGCGAACAAAUCGACCCAAACGGUUAACUCGAAAGCUUCGUCUCCGGUGUUGGUAGACGAAUCGGUUCAAACCAUUCCACCGAAGACCUUCAACGUAGGAGUCUCGGCGUACCACCCUCCAUUAUCUUGUAAUAAAGGGAACAAAUCGACUCAAACGAAGCGGGUAUCGGCUAAAAGCGUUUCGGUUGCUUGUAAUAUCGCAAAUUGCGACAUCUUAACUACCCAAAAUCCUGCGCAAUUGAAGCAAGCUGAUGGUAAAGAGGUGUUUAAAUCGACGCAAAACAAAGACAACCUGUUUCACGAUAGAAAAAUGGAAUCGGACGAAUCGGAGAGUAGCGAUAUCGAGCAAGCGGUGGCGAGCAAUCGCAAGAGAAAACACAAAUCUACGAUUAACAACAGCGCUGCUAACAAAUUAUUAAAAACCGACUGCCACAGCAACCCCAAAAAGAGUUCAAACGUCGAUACUAAAUGUUUGGAGAUUGAAAUUAACGAGCAGAUCACGUUGGAACCGUUGGAUAUCAAAUCGGAGCCGUUGUCUCCUGCAGCCGUUAUGUCUUGUUCGAGUUUCGCGCCCGCCGAGAAUUCCCUGCAAUUCACCAGAAAAGUGGAGUAUUUGAGGAAUUGCAAGGAGUGCGGGACCGUUCUACACACUAAAGCGGAUUCGCAUCAGCACCGAAAGACCCACAUGAAGUGUUACUUGUGCAAGAAGAGAUUCCCCAGCAUAAAAAAAGCCAAGGAGCACAUGAACAGCAGCUGCAUAAGGAACAUUUGUUCUAAAGAUCCUAUUAUUUCGCUUGAAAAAUUGAAAGAAACAAUGAUUUGAUCUUGCAUCUGAUGGCAUGGAUUGCAAGUUGUUGUUUAUUUUUGGAAAAUCUUUUAAUUAUGAUUCAAGAAAGUACAGCAAAAAAAUUGUUUAGUUUAAUAAACGUUCUCUAUUAA